Cynocephalus volans (Philippine flying lemur) is the source of this 1589-nucleotide messenger RNA. It is a transcript of the gene SYS1, whose product is annotated as SYS1 golgi trafficking protein. Gene Ontology annotation, biological process: protein localization to Golgi apparatus; Golgi to endosome transport; Golgi to plasma membrane protein transport. The record is from RefSeq and is a predicted model, not a curated record. The transcript is spliced from 4 exons. Lineage: Eukaryota; Metazoa; Chordata; Mammalia; Dermoptera; Cynocephalidae. Gene Ontology annotation, cellular component: Golgi membrane; trans-Golgi network. Bases 142 to 612 code for a protein of 156 amino acids.
UGCAGCUACAGUCGCGGGAGCUUUACCUCUAGACCGGUAAGGCCUCUCUUCCGUGGUCCUGUCUGUCAGCAUUGUUUCGGGAGCCUGCCGGUGAGGCCCGGCCACUCUCGGACGCUUCGAUCCUUUUGCCCGCCACCGGGCAUGGCGGGCCAGUUCCGCAGCUACGUGUGGGACCCGUUGCUGAUCCUGUCGCAAAUCGUCCUCAUGCAGACCGUCUAUUACGGCUCACUAGGCCUGUGGCUGGCACUGGUGGACGCGCUGGUACGAAGCAGCCCUUCGCUGGACCAGGUGUUCGACGCCGAGAUGCUGGGCUUUUCCACCCCUCCAGGCCGGCUCUCCAUGAUGUCCUUCAUCCUCAACGCCCUUACCUGUGCCCUGGGCUUGCUGUACUUCAUCCGGCGAGGGAAGCAGUGUCUGGAUUUCACUGUCACUGUCCAUUUCUUUCACCUUCUGGGUUGCUGGUUCUACAGUUCCCGUUUCCCCUCGGCGCUGACCUGGUGGCUGGUCCAAGCUGUGUGCAUUGCGCUCAUGGCUGUCAUCGGGGAGUACCUGUGCAUGCGGACGGAGCUCAAGGAGAUCCCCCUCAACUCAGCCCCUAAAUCCAAUGUCUAGAAUCGGUCCCUUUGGAUACUCUGCUGGCACUUGGGCCCCCAACACUUUGGGCUGCUGAGACCCUCCGGAUGAGAUCCAGCCCAGGUCUGAGAGGAACCCUGGAAAUGUGAAGUCUCUGCUGGUGUGGGAGAGAUAAUGAGGCCCCAUCAAGAAGGCAGUAGCAGUCAGGAUCACAGCUGCCAAAACGACCUCUGUCUGCUGAAGCCUUGGUAUCUGGGAGGUCAGGAAGGGGACCUCCUGAGAGUAAUAACAGAAUUGGAACCAUGUCACUCUCGAGCCACCAUAAUUGUCACCAGCCUGUUAUUUUAAAAAAGAAAAUAAUCAAGGAUAUCUGAUGAGAGUAAACGACUCUUCUAGUCAUCUGUCUUAUCUCCCUGGGACAGCUGUUACCUUUGCAUUUUGCUGAACCACAACGAUUCUGUUUGAAAAAACAUUGGUCUCUGGAUCUGUGGCCACAGAAAGAGAUGUAAAGUGCAAAGUAUUAGGCUGCUGUCAGGGAAAGGAGAGGACAGCAGAUGGAGGCAUCAAGCACAAGGAAAAUGCACAACCUGUGCCGUUACACAUGUGUGCAUGCACACUCAAGAACCAAUGACUAACUUUCUUCUAGUUCCCUCUACUGGGUCCCCACCCUGCUGCCAGCUCUCAACAUAGCAGGCUAUGGGACUCAGAGAACAAUCCCAACAUCGCUUCCAGCCUAACCCUCAUAAUAGAGUCACUGCCUAUUCUCUAGGAAUGACCGGUCACUUAGCUCCCACUGGACCCCAGUUCUUUUUUCCACCUUAUUUGGAAUUCUACUGUGGGAGGGGUAUGAUCAGUGCCCAGAGAAAAGAAGCCCAACCUUCCAGCCAAGGUUGCACUGACAGUGCUGAGGGAAAUAGGAAUUUGCUGCUAAGAUUUUUCUUUGGGGUGGAGUUUCCUCUGUGAGGGGCUGGUAGCUUCCUUUCCUGUGUACAUAAAUACAGUAUUUUCCAUGGUUC